CCUAAACAACAUGGCUGACCAGGAAGCAAGGAAGACACUAAGAUCUCUCAAUUCAAAUACACCUACUCAUGUGAAGUUCAUCAACAAGUCCAGACAAAUGGUCAGAGCUUGGUGGCUAAACUUUUCUGGGCUCCCUGUAUCCUACGGUGACAUUCGGCCGGGCGGAUCCUUGAAAAUGAACACGUUUCUCACUCAUCCGUGGGUCUUUAGAACAUCUGACGGUUAUGUACAACUUCUGGCGGACAGAGAAGAGGUAUAUUUUCCUACUUUAACAGAGUAUGAAGACGGAUUUCCAGUAUAUAAAGAUGUGCUGAUAAUCUCACAAGUUAAUACCUUACAGGAGUAUUGCUGCAUGCUGAUCCGUAAAAUGGUGAAGAGGGAAGACUUUGACAAACUUGACAUUCCUGAAUGCCUGAAGAGCGAUCUUACCAGGACUCCAGAUCUACUGAAGGAAUUACAGAUAGCUCGAGCACAAUACAGUGAUGGAUAAAACGUUACAAUGUCUACAUUGCACUUGUCUCUUUGGUAUAUUGUUUAACAUGAGGACCAGUUAAUACCGACUUAUUAUAUAACUGGGACGCCAGUCUGGUGUAGGGCGCAGGCAAAUUAUGGGAAAUUUAGAGACUUCAAUUCACCAACUUGAGCCAACUGAAGUACCUUGAGACACAAGGCGUGGAAGGUGUGAGCCACCGUGUUAUUACUGUUCAUAUGUAUGUUAUAUGGUAUGGAAUAUUAUUUAGCACUAUAUAACGUAGAAUACAAGUAUUAUGAUAUUAUUAAAAAGUAUGCCAAAUAUCCAUGAUGUAAACAUUACAAUGUAAACAUCCAUCCAUCCAUUUUCCAAACCGCUUAUCCUAUUGGGUCGCGGGGGGUCUGGAGCCUAUCCCGGAAGCAAUGGGCACGAGGCAGGGAACAACCCUGGAUGGGGGGCCAGCCCAUCGCAGGGCACACUCACACACCAUUCACUCAUGCAUGCUCAUCUAUGGGCAAUUUAGCAACUCCAAUUAGCCUCAGCAUGUUUUUGGACCGUGGGGGGAAACCGGAGUACCCGGAGGAAACCCCACGACGACAUGGGGAGAACAUGCAAACUCCACACACAUGUAACCCAGGCGGAGACUCGAACCUGGGUCCCAGAGGUGUGAGGCGACAGUGCUAACCACUGCACCACCAUGCUGCCCCCCACAAUGUAAACAUAAUGUAAUCAAUACAAUGUAACCAAAUGAGUAUGUAUUUGCACCUUUUGUUAGUCUGAGUUUCUGUUAGCUACUUUAUGUUAGUCCUGAAUUUAUGAAUAUUCACUUUUAUUAGCGUAUAUUUUAUCACUAUGUUAAAGGACAAAUAUAUUAUCAACCUUUUGGUUAGACAAUGUGUAAAAGGCUGAAACUACCAGGGUUUACUACUGAAGGAAGGGAUUCGCCUGAGUUCACCAGAAGUUCACGGCUGAGCAUUUUUAAAAAACCAAGUGGAGCUGCUCGUGCCACCAUUAUGUUCAGCUGAGAGACCAAACGGCAAAAGAAAUGAUGGACAAACUUAUCACCUAGGGGUGCGGAUUAAGGGAAAAAACAAUUAUUGUGAAUGGCUGAAGGAAUGAUGAUGCUUAAGUGAUGAGAUAUUGUUAAAUAAGAACUUGUAUAAAAAUUGGUGUAAAACAGUACUGGACAUACUUUACGUGUCCAGUCUUGGUUGUAACUUCAUUGUUGCAAUAAAGACUGAAUUCUGGAUACUGCACAA
This is a messenger RNA of Brienomyrus brachyistius, 1731 nucleotides long. It is a transcript of the gene vhll, whose product is annotated as von Hippel-Lindau tumor suppressor like. The record is from RefSeq and is a predicted model, not a curated record. Lineage: Eukaryota; Metazoa; Chordata; Actinopteri; Osteoglossiformes; Mormyridae. The transcript is spliced from 3 exons. The coding region runs from base 11 to 490 and encodes 159 amino acids.